Messenger RNA from Hordeum vulgare subsp. vulgare (domesticated barley), 1239 nucleotides. RefSeq names its product transcription factor PCF6-like. The record is from RefSeq and is a predicted model, not a curated record. Gene Ontology annotation, biological process: regulation of secondary shoot formation. NCBI's taxonomy places the organism in Eukaryota, Viridiplantae, Streptophyta, Magnoliopsida, Poales, Poaceae. The transcript has a single exon. The annotation marks the transcript as partial. Gene Ontology annotation, cellular component: nucleus. Gene Ontology annotation, molecular function: sequence-specific DNA binding; DNA-binding transcription factor activity.
CAUCCGCUGGCGCCAUGGUGGUCUGCAGCAGCAGGGACUCUGCUGCAGGCGUCGGCGUCGCGGAUCUGCCGCGUGAGGGCGUCGGGGGGCAAGGACCGGCACAGCAAGGUGUACACGUCCAAGGGCAUCCGCGACCGGCGGGUGCGGCUCUCGGUGCCCACGGCCAUCCAGUUCUACGACCUGCAGGACCGCCUCGGCUUCGACCACCCCAGCAAGGCCAUCGAGUGGCUCAUCAACGCCGCCUCCCCCGCCAUCGACGAGCCCCCCUCCCUCGACCCGGCCGACCACCAGGCCGCGCCCCGCGCCGGCAAGCAGCACCAGCAGCAGGGCAGCAGGUCCCUGUGCAGCAGCACGUCGGAGACCAGCAAGGGGUCCGACCUCUCGCUCUCGCGCUCCGACUGCCGCGUCGGCGGCGGCUCCUCCCGGGACAAGGAGGUCACCGUCGCCAGCAACCCCUCCACGCAGGCCGGGUCCUUCACCGAGCUGCUCACCGGGGCGGGGACGGCCGGCGCGGCCAUUGCCCCCGCGGCUCAGCACAGGCAGUCCUGGCAGCGAAAUAAUCUGGACAGGAGCUCGGAUCGGCUUCUUGAUCACCGGCGCAGAUUUCACCGCUUCCCGGCGCAGAUACCUGGUGGUAUCCCUCGAUGGCCGGAUCAAUCUGGUCGCCGUCACCGAAGAUGACAUCCGCCGGCUCCAUGGUGGCCAUGGCCGUCCAGGACGGCGACCUGAUGAUGCCAUUUAAAAUCCCUGCACACGCGAAACCGGCCGUCUUCGCCAGCGGCGCGUGGUCCAGUCUGUUCUCCGAAUCACGGCCUGUCACGCAGAGCCUGUCCAGGCGACGGAAUUCCGGCUUCUUCUUCAGGCCACCGCCACCGACGUCGGCGGCAGCAACCUUUCUGAUGUCGGCGUGGACAACGUUCUCCGAUUGCACCGCGGGAGCAACCUGCCGCAGCAGGAAUCACGGCGCACCUUAUUCCGACAUUGCCUGUCCGUUGGACGCCGCUGGACGCCGCAGAAUAACCAUCCAUACUAGAUAAUCGAUAGCGUGCGGCGCCCUGUCUUUUCUAAUACUGAAUUUUAAGUAUUGAUGCAAUGAUGUAUAGGCAUCAUAUUUUAAAGUUUACUAUGUAUAAUUAUUUUACUGCAGUUGUAGUGUAUAUAAAGGAUUUUGGUUUCUGUGCAUUUGUAUUAUAAGAUGUUCAUUAUAAUAGACCAAAGGCCAUUUGCAGGAGGCUGCUA